Molecule: messenger RNA, 288 nt
Organism: Plasmopara halstedii
Lineage: Eukaryota; Oomycota; Peronosporomycetes; Peronosporales; Peronosporaceae
Exons: 4
Coding region: 1-288 (95 amino acids)
Source: RefSeq, a predicted model, not a curated record
AUGCUGGUUGUCGAAAUCAAACCGCUGUUGGUGCACUUAAAUUUUUACAUAAACGCUUUUUCAGCUAAUCUCCAGUCGUCGGAGGGAAGGGAAGGGGGAAUAUAUUUCUCGGUAAAAAAGCUUGCAGUACCUCUGCACAAGAAGCAUUUCAGCAUAGACUGUCUGGAAGAGACUGAUGUCGUAAGCGCCCGCGAGCCUAAGCAUGCGUCCCAUGGGUUAAGCGCUCGAACUGCCGUCAUAGGGCCGAAAUUUUCUAGGGAUAACAGCAGGGAUUUCAUAUCAAAAUAG